Molecule: messenger RNA, 2561 nt
Organism: Paramormyrops kingsleyae
Lineage: Eukaryota; Metazoa; Chordata; Actinopteri; Osteoglossiformes; Mormyridae
Product: microtubule cross-linking factor 3
Biological process (GO): regulation of autophagy
Source: RefSeq, a predicted model, not a curated record
CUUGCAGUGCCUGGUACAUUAGUGUCAGCAUCUUUCAAGCUCCCUCCUCCGCUGAAAUCAAACUGCCGUUUCCUUUCAGAUUUCUCCGGCCCCAGGGAUGCGGGGAUGGACGGCUGGCGCGUACUGAGCGCUCGCAGAUGACAGAAUGAACCCCGCCGCCGGCGGCGCUGCGGACCCCCGACAGGCGGACCACAGCGACAGGAAGCAGCACCGGGCGUCUUCCCCGGCUAGAUUCAGAGACGGAGCGAGCAGGACGGCCGCCAAAGCCUCCACUGCGACCAAAUCCGUCGCAACGAAGCAAGGAUCGAAGAGUACCCGCGGCAACCCACCCCCGUUUACAGCUGCGAACAGGGACAGACACCCCGGCAAAGGCGCGGCUGCUGUCCCUCCCGGUGGUGCUGAAACGCUCCCUGCCAGCAGGGCGGAGGCAAGCGGAGACGCAUCGGCCGACGGCGUGUGCACCGACGUAUCUUCCCCGAAAGGGGACGAUCACCGCGUCGUGUCGGACCAGCCGGGAAGCUCACUGAAGACAUUCAAGGGGAAGGUGAAAGGCACGAAAGGAGGCGAGGCGGCGGCCAACUGCGGCAAGCAGGGCGGCAGGAAUUCAGUGGGCUGCGGGCCCGGUUUCUGGAAGGAGGGAUGCUUGCAAUCUGAAUUGAUCCAGUUUCACAUCAACAAGAGCUUGAAAAAGGGAGGAAAGAUGCAAACGAAAACACAGAGCGCUCCGGCUACGGAGCCCGAGCAGUCUUCCGAAGCCAUCGACACGGAGACGGGGGUGCAGCAAGUCCAGGGUCUGCAGGACGAGAUCGAGCGGCUGGCGGAGGAAAAUGAGGAGCUCCGGAGUGAAAUCGAGGAGAUGCGCACAGAGAUGGACGAGAUGCGCGACACCUUCUACGAUGAGGACACCUGCCAGCUGCUGGACAUGCGGCGCGAACUGGAGCGGGCGAACAAGAACUGCCGGAUCCUCCAGUACCGCCUGCGCAAGGCGGAGAGGAAGCGGCUGCGGUACGCUCAGACCGGGGAAGUAGAUGGAGAGCUUCUCCGGAGUCUGGAGCAGGACCUAAAGGUGGCAAAGGAUGUAUCUGUGAGGCUGCAUCAUGAGCUGGAGAACGUGGAGGAGAAGCGAACCAAGACUGAGGAAGAGAACGAGAAGCUGAGGCAGCAGCUGAUCGAGGUGGAGGUGACCAAGCAGGCCCUGCAGAUCGAGCUGGAUAAAGCCAAGGAGCUUUCAUUGAAACGGAGGGGAAGUAAAGAUGUUCAGAAGGGUGAGAAAAGAACUCCACAGACUCCGACUGAGGAGGAUAACGAGGACCUGAGGUGCCAACUGGCCUUCAUCAAGGAAGAGGCUACCCUGAUGAGAAAGAAGAUGGCCAAGAUCGACAAGGAGAAGGACCGUCUGGAGCACGAGCUGCAGAAGUACCGCUCCUUCUACGGGGACCUGGACAGCCCCCUGCCAAAGGGAGAGGCUGGAGGCCCCCCCAGCACGCGCGAGGCGGAGCUUAAGUUGAGGUUGCGACUGGUGGAGGAGGAAGCCAACAUCCUGGGCCGCAAGAUUGUGGAGCUGGAGGUGGAGAACCGCGGGCUGAAGGCGGAGCUGGACGACCUGCGUGGCGAGGACGGAGACGGCGGCAGCGGGCUGGCGGGCCGCCAGUCGGGGGAGUGCGUGUCCGAGCUGCGGCAGCAGCUGCAGCUGGUGGAGGAUGAGGCGGAACUGCUGCGGCGCAGUCUGGCCGACCUGGAGGAACAGAACAAGAGGGUCACCAGUGAGCUGAACAAGCUCAAGUUCAAGGCGGGCUCCCACGAGGGGACGCGGCACGGCAGCGGCAGCGAUGCCAAGUCAGAGGCGCUGCAGGAGGAGCUGAAGGCGGCGCGGCUGCACGUCAACGAGCUGAGCGGCCGAGUCAUGCAGCUGCAGUACGAGAACCGCGUGCUGAUGUCCAACAUGCAGCGUUACGACCUGGCGUCCCACCUGGGCCUGCGCGCCAGCCCCCGGGACAGCGACGCCGAGAGCGACGGCGGCAGGCGCGAGAGCGACGACGACUCCCGCCCGCCUCAUCGCAAGCGCGAGGGCCCCGUCGGUGGCGAGAGCGACUCCGAGGAGGUGCGCAGCGUGCGCUGCCUGACCCCCACUCGCUCCCUCUACCCCCCCGAGGGCCGCUUCCUGCCCCGUGGCUUCAAGGACCGCCAGCAGAUGAUCGACAUCCGCAUGGAAGCAGAGCGGCUGGGCCGCACCAUCGACCGACUCAUCGCCGACACCAGCACCAUCAUCACCGAGACGCGCGUCUACGUGGCCAACAGCGACCUCUUCAGCCGCAUGGACGACGAGGACGACGGCAACCGCAUCCGAGAGCACGAGCUGCUCUACCGCAUCAACGCGCAGAUGAAGGCUUUCCGGAAGGAGCUGCAGACCUUUAUCGACCGCCUGGAGGUGCCCAAGUCCGAGGACAGGGACACGGAGGAACCUUUGUCUGUAAGUCAGAGUGUGACCAACGAUGUGGGAGAUAUUGAGGGACACACAAUUUAAUAAUUUAUUGGGGGGGAGGAAUGAAUCCAAAUUAAAU